AUGAAGUUCAAGCAAAACUGUAGAAUUUUCUUAUUACUGAUUUCAUUGGCAAUUACUUCCGAACUCGCAGGAGCAGCAGAAAGGGUUUUGCGAAAGAAACGAGAAAACUAUGGUCCUUUCGAAGGUGGUCCCGGAUACGGUCGUGCCAUCUUUCCUGCCUCCACUGCUAACCAUGGCAACAUGUGGGGUACCGGUAUAGGGACGAGCGUGAACCUUCGGCUUGGUGGUUAUAAUAAUGGAUUUUUGCUCAAUAAUAGUGUUGUGACUGUUUCCGAUAUGGUUUUGACUAUUUUGCAGGAAAAUUUUGGGAAAACGGCUAAAGCCUAUGUGAAACGCGUAGUUGACUUUCCAGCGAGUGAUCGUACGCUAUAG
Molecule: messenger RNA, 372 nt
Organism: Cylicostephanus goldi
Lineage: Eukaryota; Metazoa; Nematoda; Chromadorea; Rhabditida; Strongylidae
Source: the annotation of a GenBank genome assembly